CACUCGUUCAAGUAUACGUACAUAUAGGAACUCUCGUAAAGCAUAAAUACAUACUCUUAGAACAAACAGGCCUCAUAAUUUUUCAUCUUUUUCUUUAAGAAAAAAUGGUGAAGAUUCCUCUGUUAUUGAGUUUUGUUUUCUUGAUUUCUUUUGGGUUUGUUGUUCAUUGCUCUUCAGCCACAAAAGGGGUUGGACUUUAUGAAAUAAAGAAGGGAAAUUUCUCUGUGAAGCUCACCAACUGGGGUGCUACUAUAAUCUCUGUCAUUCUCCCUGACAAGAAUGGAAAACUUGCUGAUGUUACUCUUGGAUAUGAUUCAGUCAAGGAUUACACGAAUGAUACAUCUUACAUUGGAGCAAUUGUUGGACGAUUUGCUAACAGAAUCGGAGGUGCUCAGUUUAGUUUAAAUGGAACCCAUUAUAAGCUUGUUGCCAAUGAAGGGAAAAACAUGCUUCAUGGUGGCCUUAGAGGCUUCAGUGAUGUUGUUUGGAAAGUGAAGAAGUAUAAGAAUGAAGGUGAUGCUCCCACAAUUGUCUUUGCCUAUCAUAGCUUUGAUGGUGAAGAAGGAUUCCCUGGUGAUCUUUAUGUCACUGUCGGUUAUACUCUCAUUGGAGACAAAAAACUGAAAGUAACAAUGAAAGCCAAAGCUCUAAACAAGGCAACUCCUGUAAAUCUAGCACAACACAUGUAUUGGAACCUUGGAGGUCACAACAGUGGCAAUAUCCUUUCUGAAGAAAUCCAGAUAUUCGGUUCCUACUUCACUCCUGUCGAUAGCAAAUUGAUUCCCACCGGCAAAUUUGCAUCUGUAAAAGGAACUCCCUAUGAUUUCCUCAAGCCUCACAAAGUUGGCAGCAGAAUCUCCAAGCUGCCUACUGGUUAUGACAUUAACUAUGUGCUUGAUGGUGGUGCUGGAAGCAAACUGAGGCGAGCAGCGAUUGUGCACGACAAGAAGUCAGGAAGAGUGAUGGAGCUGUUGACAGAUGCUCCUGGAAUGCAGUUUUAUACAAGUAACUUUCUGAAGAAUGUGAAGGGGAAAGGUGGAUUUGUGUAUCAGCCUCAUGCUGCACUAUGCUUGGAAACUCAAGCCUUUCCAGACUCAGUGAAUCACCCCAAUUUUCCUUCAACUAUUGUGGCUCCAGGGAAGACUUACAAGCAUCACAUGCUGUUUAAGUUUUCAACUGCAGCUCCAUAUUCUUAAUAUUUGAUGACAAAACUGAGGAAACACUUUUAGUCUCUGUGAUUUGAGAUCUUGUAACACUAGGCUUCAACAGAUGAAUAAAUUAAUGGUGGGGGAUAUUGAGGCCUUGCCAUUGCCAUGCUUGUUCUAGUUCAUUUUCUUGUGGAAUGUCAAUCUUUCAGAACCUGCUUUUCCUGAAGUUGAUUUGAA
Messenger RNA from Pistacia vera, 1385 nucleotides. Its product is annotated as aldose 1-epimerase-like. NCBI's taxonomy places the organism in Eukaryota, Viridiplantae, Streptophyta, Magnoliopsida, Sapindales, Anacardiaceae. Gene Ontology annotation, molecular function: carbohydrate binding; aldose 1-epimerase activity. Bases 105 to 1196 code for a protein of 363 amino acids. The transcript has 5 exons. Gene Ontology annotation, biological process: beta-D-galactose catabolic process via UDP-galactose, Leloir pathway; glucose metabolic process. The record is from RefSeq and is a predicted model, not a curated record.